Dendronephthya gigantea is the source of this 3888-nucleotide messenger RNA. RefSeq lists its product as uncharacterized. Lineage: Eukaryota; Metazoa; Cnidaria; Anthozoa; Malacalcyonacea; Nephtheidae. Bases 390 to 2819 code for a protein of 809 amino acids. The transcript is spliced from 7 exons. The record is from RefSeq and is a predicted model, not a curated record.
GUCUUCAAAAACGGCGCUCGUCGAAGAUGGCCGAUUUUCCCUUGAGCACCGUGCUAAUGUAUGGUGUUUAUCACGUAUAACAGCAAUUAAUUGGGUUGUUAUUCAAUAUGGGAAACAAUUUUCACCAUGGGACGGCGGUUAUGGACAUUUACUAUUGAGAUAUUACACUUCGAGUUGAGCUUAAUAUAUCUGUGAGGCCAAUAUUUCGCCAGUUACCCUAGCAAGCGAUUCUAAAACGGCCUUACAUCCGAGUUGGCGGUUUUCCUUGUGGCAAGAGUUAAUUGAAUAUUUCCGAAAGACAAUUUAUAUCGACCGUGGUUUGUAUUCUGGUGGAUAAAGCAGAUCGGAUUGUGGCUGUGUGUCUACAAACAUAUCUGUGAGUGAAAAACAUGUGCAGAUGCACGAACCAUAGCCUCUUUUGUACAAAUUGGAUUGUAAUAUUGUUCAAGUUUUGGAUUCUAACGUCCUUUGAAAAUCUCUCGUCCAGACGUGUUUCAGCCUCAAGCGAAGUCAAUUCUACCCAUGUUCUACCUUCGUCUCGGAAUCAAGCUGUCGGGGAAUCCAAUGCUGGUCGCUCGUCCGGUCUCUUGCAGACCACUUCCAACCCAAAGAGCCCAAAUGUUUAUACCGACGAAGUCGAAGAUUUUCCGUUGUGGAUUAUCGUUUUGAUUGUCGUCACCGGUGGGAUUCUCGUAAUUGCUUUCAUUCUCUGCAUGAUCAAACUUCGUCGGUGGAAGAAGGACCAUGGCACCUAUUCCAUGUGGAAUAACCAGGGACCAAGUGUGGAAGCCAUGAUUGCAAGAGAAUCUGGAGUCCUUUUUGAAAGAUUAGACAUUGAAAACACCCCCCUGGCCGAAGCUCAGUGCUACGAGAUCCCAGUUGACUCAUUUGACACUCCGCAGAGAAUAUACAUCGAUGGAAUCAGACUGACUCCUUUGGCGUUGAGCUUAGAGACGCAUCGAACCAGCGAGAUGACGGAUGUGAGCAUUGUCGAUCAAACACAAUACUGUCCUGCAAGGGAAAGUGGCAGUGUUUCUACUGACGUGCAGAGAGAGAGUGUCCCCAGUUCAUUUGGACCAGGUGCCAGUGAGCGGUCAUCGCUUUCACCGAGCACAGUAUCCGAGCGUACAGUCGGUUCCCCCCGGCAAGAAACUCCCAAGGAAGGCUACGCCAAACCUCUCCCCGUGAUACCUGUCGCCGCCGAUCCCCCCACGGUGUUGUGCGAGACAUACUCGCUCGGUAUGGAAAAUCGUCCGCUCCCCCAAACCCCACCUCCCUCUUCCCUCCCCGUCAAUUACUCUGCUGUGAGCCUGGACCGAAGGUUACUGAAAGAACAAAAGGAUGCAAAAAUCGAGAAACCAAACACGUUUCGUACCUUGCCGCGUCCGCGGAAAAUGCGUCAGAUCCCCUUGCCGUUUCUCAACGCGCUUGCGCGCUCCGCCAGCAGCAAUGACGUCAGCAAAGAGGCGGAGCGACUGAGCGAUCACGUGGCCUCGGAUCCAAAGAAAUGUACGCUGACCAGGAUGAAGAAACGGAUGUCGCAAUCGUUGGACACCUUGUUCAACACGCCGGAACGUGUCAGCCACUUCUACGAAAAUCCGUAUCUUUCUGAAAGCGCGGGGGCAAAUGGGGAUAAAGGGGAAGCUGCUUGUCAAAAUAACAUCCCCACUACAAGCGACGAGGGGUUACCGAAGGAUAAAGAACACUUUUACACCCGAAUAAGUCAGUUUAUAGAUCGUAACGAGAGCCACCUUAAUAGGCAUUCUUACGCCAGUAUCCGCAAUCCGUCGUUUCGGGCGAGACCUAGGUCCAAACACGUUUAUAUCAGUAUAAUAUUUGGCAGUGCCGAAUCUGUGUCCAUACCUAGUGUUGAUAAUCCCAAAACCGACCAGGAGGAACCCACAGAACUGAGUAAAGCCAUGAGUCAAUCCUGCCCCAAUAUCAGCGCAUCCACUUACCCUGAGGUAUGCGAUACCCCACGACCCAGCAGUUAUUACCCCCCGGCAGAUACCGAGGAGGGACUUUAUGCAAUCGAUACACGGAAUGCACGAAAACAGGUUCCUAAAGUCACAAACAACGAUAUGGCAUCGUUUCCAGAUAGUGAAUAUCAGAAUAUCAGAGAGUCGUUAGGUAUUCCCCCCCUGGCACAGAAUUCCGCAGACGUCUACAAAGCUCCCAAGAGCUUAGACGUGCGACCGUAUUACGAAAAUAUAACCAGUGCCGGGGACAGCGUUAGGCAGAAUAAUGGGGACAUUGAUGGUCAUUAUGGUACCCCGAAGAGUCCCCCAAUUCCACUGGAUAGAUUUUGCGAAAUACUCAAGAAAACAAAUUCUAAUGUCCAAAACACAGAUUCAAAAACUACUUCAGAAUCUGAAGGAAACCUCGAAAUAUGCAGGCGUAAACGUGACACGGAAAACGCUGAAAAGUGCGUGGAAAACGGAGAACUCAAAACGUUAAGCACGUACCUUGAAGAUCGUUUUAACGAAGACAGAUUACACAAAGAGCAAGUCGACGAGACUGAUGAAAAAAUCUCAAUUGAGAAUGGACUAUCCAGCGAUCAAAGUGAUCGAAAUGAACCAGCAUAUGAGAAUUAUAUUCGCACAAAUCGCGAUAGUUUAGCAUCAGAAGACACUGUUUCCAGUCAAGGCCGCGUGUCCCUGGGUUCGAGUCUAAGCAUAGACGACAAAGACGAAGACCAUCCUCUCAUUCCGAAAACAUCAGAUUUCAACGGAAACUCGGUAUGCGAUGGACUCGUUGAAAAACUGGAGGUUCGUCGAAAAAGCUUGAUUGGAGCCGUGUUUGGCGAGUCAGUAGCUUAACGCUGUGCGUUAUUAGACUUUACCUCUAUGGUCUCUUCCAGGCUUUGAAACUUCAUGUUCAUAUUUCGUUGAACGAAAUUCACUUAUUGUAAUUGUCUCGCCGUGAAUUUUGAGGCGUUUUAGUACAAGCUCAUUGGCACCUUGUGCGCCCGCCAUCCAAAGUGAAAGUUCUGUGAUCAGACCAUGCGCAUUACUGGAACUUUUGACACGGUCAUUUUUGUACAGGAACAAGGAAUCCCCGUUUACCGGAAAACAGCCUUAAACUAUGUCCGCAGCAACGUGCCAACAUACGGGAGAAGUUGAUAAAGCUUCGUUUAAAGAUUUGUCAUUCAAUGAUAAAUUUUCGUUUCCUUGUACGUUUCCUGUCUUUUCGAGUUUCAUAGUCAAGGCAACAACAGUAUUGACAAUCCUUACAGAUCAAAAUUGUUCGUAGUAAGGGGGACAGCAAGAUCUAUUUCACACGAUCCGAGUAUGUCGGAUCCAAUUCACUUCUGGUGGAUGUUUUUUAGUCUGUUAACUUGCAACGUAUGGACAGCAAGCCGUGUCAUGCAGUACUGCUUUAUCAAUAACAAACUACAUUCCAUACGUCAGAAGUAAAUUGGAUCCGACAAAGUCGGAUCGUGUCAUUCGACAAAGUCGGAUCGAACAUUGAUAAAAUACAUUCCACUCCUUGCUAUGCUGUUGCUAAGGACGUGUUUCAGUGUACAGACUGUGGGGAAAAGAAUAUGAAUGAAUUAUAAAACUAAAUCAUUUUCAAAAUCUGCCAGUGCAUGCAGCUGACGCAGGCAGAAUUUAAUGAGCAUUAAUUGUAGUAAAUAAUCUGUUAUUGCUUCGUCGUGAGUACGUCGACUACUGGGCAAAUAUAUUUGGGCUGGUCCCGAGUACAAGCCACCAUUGUUAAGCGUUGAACGCUUUUUUCAAGGUGUGUAGAGAUUUACGAUACGGAUUACGGAAGCAAAAAGAUUGACAUUUAUUUAGUUCGUAGAAAGAUAUCUUACAUAUUAGUGUUAAAUAAUUUCUAUUGUAUUGCACAAGUAAAUUAGUAAAACACAAAUGCACAAUUAAUAAA